Messenger RNA from Tetrahymena thermophila SB210, 1638 nucleotides. RefSeq names its product U4/U6 small nuclear ribonucleoprotein Prp4. Gene Ontology annotation, molecular function: protein binding; U4 snRNA binding; U6 snRNA binding. Gene Ontology annotation, cellular component: U4/U6 x U5 tri-snRNP complex. Gene Ontology annotation, biological process: mRNA splicing, via spliceosome. The transcript has a single exon. Lineage: Eukaryota; Ciliophora; Oligohymenophorea; Hymenostomatida; Tetrahymenidae. The record is from RefSeq and is a predicted model, not a curated record.
AUGUCUUCAGAUAAGCAAGAAGAGAGAAUCUAUUAUGGUUCUCUUGAAGAAUAGGAGAGACAAAGAAUAAUAGAUGAAGAAAAGCAAAAAUAAGAAAGAAAAUAGCAAUAAGCUUCUCAAUCUGCUCCUAAUAGCAGCUCAGAUUAAUAAUAAUCAUAAUAAGUCUAAACAGGAUAAUUAAAAAGCUUGGGAGGAAAGUAAUUAAAAUCUUUAGCUGACAAAGAUAAGUCACAAACAAAUGUGUAGAUAGAAGUAUUGGAAUUAUCAGAACAUGCUCUAGAAGAAAAGAGAAGACAUGAUGAAAAUAUGAGAAAGUUAGAACUUCAAAAAAAAGCAUCAACUAUGAUUGUACCUACAAAUGAUAAAGAAGUAAAAUAUAGAUUGAGAUAAUUAGGUCAUCCUAUUUGCUACUUUGGUGAAAAUAAUGCUGACAGAAGAGAGCGUUUGAAAAAGGUUUAAGCUGAAUAUAUUAUGGAACACGGCGAUUUACCUCAAUUUAUUAAAUUAGAAGAAAAGCAAAAGUAAAAUGAUGAGAAUGAACAUUUCUACUACCCAGGUAUUAAAGAAUUGAAAGAAAUUAGAGAAGAAAUAGCUACUUACUCUCUUCUUAAGUCUUCGCGUAGAGUCUAUAAAUCUAAAGUUGGUAGAAUGGAGGAAGACCCAUUAGUAGAAGAAAAAAAGCAAAUUAGUUCUCUCAACAGAGCUAUGAAAUUUGAUGUUUGUGUUAGUUAAUUCGCUGAUUCAAGUAUUGUUUUAAGAGGUGCUUUUUCUCCUGAAUGUGAUCUUUUAGCAACAGCAGGCGGUUCUGGAGUCUCCAAAAUAUGGAAUAUUCCUAAUUCAGAUUUAAAAUGCAGAUUAGAAGGCCAUCUUAGUAAGGUCCAUGAUAUUGUUUGGAAUCCAGAAACAGGUAGUAUGAGUCAUAACUCUUUUGGGCAUUUGGCUACAGGAUCUAGUGAUACAAAUAUUCGUUUAUGGACUAUGGACCCUGCUGCUGAAUUAUAAAAAUCAAUUGUUUUAAGUGGACAUGAAGAUAGAGUUAAUAGACUCAGUUUCCAUCAAACAGGAAAAUAUCUCUUUUCUACUUCUCACGAUAUGACUUGGCGUUUUUGGGACAUCGAGCGUCAGAAAGAAAUUUACGUAUAAACUGGUCAUACUAAAGGAGUAUAUGCUAAUGCACUUCAUCCUGAUGGAUCUCUUAUUUUUACAGGAGAUCUCUAAGGUUAUGGAAUGAUUUGGGAUUUAAGAACUGGUAAAGGUAUACUACCUUUUUCAGGUUAUCAUGUUAAAGGUAUUUUAGCAGCUGAUUUCUCUGAAAAUGGUUUCUAAUUUGUAACUGGUAGUGAAGAUAAUACACUUAGAGUAUUCGAUAUUAGAAGAAGGGCUUGUAUGCAUACUCUUCCUGGUCAUCUUAAACUUAUCAGUGAUGUUAAAUUUUAGAAAAAUGGAAGCAAUUACUUUGUCUCUGUUAGUUAUGACAACACACUCAAAUUAUGGAAUGCAAAAGACUUUUCACUAGCCAAAACAUAUAAAUCCCACGAAUCUAAAAUCACUUCAGUUACCUUGGAUUAAUCUCAGAAGUAUUUUGCAACUACAUCUCUAGAUAGAAAGUGGAUGUUAUGGGAAUAUAAAGAUUUCUGA